Melampsora larici-populina 98AG31 is the source of this 1662-nucleotide messenger RNA. RefSeq lists its product as uncharacterized. Lineage: Eukaryota; Fungi; Basidiomycota; Pucciniomycetes; Pucciniales; Melampsoraceae. The transcript has 2 exons. The coding region runs from base 1 to 1662 and encodes 553 amino acids. The record is from RefSeq and is a predicted model, not a curated record.
AUGGCUUUAAGAAAUCAAAUCGACAGAGCAGCAAAUAAUCUUCAAAGACGAUUAACAAGAGCAGAGGCAGCAGCAACAGGUACACAGCUAGAAGAGCGGCUAGUAACACCACGAAGAAACGGAGGAAGACGUCAAGAGCAACAAGAAGGCAUCAGAAGAGAAGAGCAAGGUAGUGAUGAAGAAGAAUGUUCGCAUGUGCCAAGAUUGAAUCAGCCAAUACCAGAAGAGGACGAGGAAUGGGGUGGAAUAGGAGAAGUGGAUGGAGACGAACAAAGAGAAGAUGAAACAGAUCAGAUGGAUAUUGAUCAAAUUGAGAAAAGAAUAAUAAAAGGUACGGACGCUGACAUUUGGGGUGGUUCCUUUGCAAUUCCUUCGUAUUCAGAAGCACGUAGAGAAGCUCUGGUGGAGUUGAUCCAGGACGCUUACGAUAGAGAUGAUGACGCCGGUGCAAGACGCCUAACAAAACGUUUGAACAAGGAAGACGGUGUAGAAGAGCCGGGAAAUCCUUACGUGAUGGAUGAAGAGUCAUCGAAGUCGUCCGAUGAUGAGGCGAACGUCCGGUCAUUUCUAGUAACCAAAGUACCUCCGGAAGCCCCUAGCGUGACCUUUGUUUGUGAAACCCAGCGACAAGGCCCAGCAGACCGAGAUCAACCAGCUAUCAUUAAAACGACUGCUACGUCAGCACUCAAAGAAACUGUAGAUUGGUUCCAAGGAUGCUCGAGUCAGGAAGAGUCAGAUAAAGCAAAAGCUUUAAUGACGGCGAAGAAAGGUUCACUUACCUUGUCGAACAGCGAUAUGAUCCACAAUGGACGCGUAUUCCGGUCUGGUCCAGCUAAGAUGGGAGACGCUAUCACACCUUUAUCGCCUCAUCUGACCUUGAAGUUGAAAGGCCUCAAGUCUUUCAUCCCUUUACCCGUGUUCGAUGAAGAAUUUCUGAUUAGAGACCAAAUGGCCUGGUCCCUGUUACCACCGAAGUCAGAAGACAAAGCGGAUAAGGAGAAGAGGUUGUACGGAGGAGAAGGUCCAAAAGAAGAACUUACAAUGGAUUUUGAGGCCUGGAGCGAUUGUAUGGAGUUGAUGUGCGUACAUUUACGAGACCAGGACUGGGGUCCAGUAGCGGAUCAAUUCGAGAGUCACAUGGUGAUUGUAAAGCAAUUAAGGAAGGAUUUUGGGUGGAUGGUCGCAUUGAGGUAUUGCCGGCUCGUAAGACAAGGAGUAAUGCGAGAAACAAUUGAUAGCUCGAUGGGGAACUGGGCGGAAUUGCAAGACCAUUUGUUAGCUCAAGCAAAGACCAAAGCCGAAAGCUAUAAUGAGCGAUAUUACCGAACGAAUCCUUACCCCGAAAAUGGUCCAAAAGCCAAUAUAUGCCCUUACACCAACCAGACCAAGACUUCUCAGCCGGUUGCAAGCACAAGCAGUACAACCUUUAACACCUCGUACACCCCCAAUCACCAUACCAGUGUUAAUCGCCAUGCAACUGGAAGUUCGUAUCGUGGAAACGGUGGUGGUAAGAGAAACAGAGGAGCUCAACCGUGGAACAGAGACCGAGAUCGUGAUGUCCGAGGCCCACGAUGGGGAGAUGAAAAGAGGAAAGAGCGUAGCAAAAGCCCUGAGAGGCGGCACGAAAAGAAGGGAAAUGACGGGAGAUGGAAGCGAUCGUAA